GUUGUUGGUCAUGAAGACGUAGAGCAGACCACAUUACAGAAUGGUGAGGAGCUGCUGUGGCCAAUUCAGCAGAUUAGUAUGAUGCUGGAUACUAUCAUGCUCUUGGUAUAAAAGUAUUGCAGAACCUCUUCUCUUCAGGAUAUUGACAAACCUUACCAUACUUGAAACAUUGUCAAAGUUACAGCAACGCACUCACAAGUAGAUCUCCAUCUUUCGCACGGAUAUACUUCAUCAUGGACGCAGCAGCCAGUGCCGUUAACAAGCUCUUGAGCAAAACUGGAGAGAAAGACACCACAGUUGAGCAAGAAGUCGCUCCAGCCGUCGAACACGACACCAUCGUGAAAGAGCAUGAGACACGAGAGCAGAAAGUCGUAGACAAGGAGAAGCACGUUGAUCACUAUCACACCACGGUUCAGCCUCUCGAAGACCGCGAGGUUCAGGAGACAAAGCACGACCACGAGCAAGCUGCUACGGAAUACCGCAAGAUCAACAAGGACACCAAGGCAGACGAGGCCCAAGCGCAAGCCGCUGCAGAACGCGAGAAGUUCAGAGACACAACCGACGAGGGCGUCACACAUGAGAAGAAGGUCAACGAGGGAGAAGUCGUUGGCGAGCAGGUUCACCACCACUUGCACGAGGUCGUCCAGCCCGUGAUUGAGAAAGAAAUCGUCAAGCCAUCCGUCACACACAAGACCAUUCCUGUCAAGGAAGUCAUUCAAGAACAAUCGCAGAACCAUGGCGUCACAAGAAAGGAGCCAAUCUCUGUCGAUGAGUUUACGCACCGUCUAGAUGGCGAAAAGAAGACUGAGCACAAGGUUGCUGGCGAACUUCCUGCUGAGCAGUAGCUGCCUUGUCUUCGUCUCCAACGACUAUAUUGUACGAUAUUACUUCAGCGAUACCAAUCCUCAACUAGCUACGGUUGAGUAGAGCCCAUGCUUGAAAAUGAAAGAUGAAU
Molecule: messenger RNA, 955 nt
Organism: Cercospora beticola
Lineage: Eukaryota; Fungi; Ascomycota; Dothideomycetes; Mycosphaerellales; Mycosphaerellaceae
Source: RefSeq, a predicted model, not a curated record